CAGAGCGCCAAAUGGUUAUAAGGCAGUUCCAGUAUCUGUGAUAAUCUAAAAACGUCUGCCUGCUCACUUCGGCUAUAAAUUUAGGCGCAAGGAAGCCCAUACUAAGGAUAGUUUAUGCCCUGUCCUUGACUAGUAAGUGUUUUUAUUUUACUAUCUCUUUUGUACCGUUUUGGGGCUCGUCCCUUGGCAUUGGCAGCCUAAGCGCGACAGUAAGAUACCUUUCAGGGUCUUCAGCCCAGCAGCAGCCGGCGUUCUUGUCAAUAUGGAUGGGCCACCUGGGGGAGAGGCUGGCCCGAGCGGCUUUCGCAAUUUAGAGCCAACCACCCGCGAACAACGCAUGGCAGCGCGUGACAAAGACGCCCUUGAAAAGACGCGCCUACAAGCUCGGCGGAGGGGGCCCCUCAAGCCGCCAGAAAACGAGGUCGGCAAUCCGGUGGUGCCACCGCGGAACGCCCCGGCGUACUGUGAUGAGUUCGACAGGUUCAAUCGGGACGUAGCGGGUGAAGCGCACCAGCGGAAACAAAUAAAGCUACAGAGAAAUGAAGAGGUCUAUACCGCCAAGCGCACCGCGCACCUCUCCCGCGAGCGCGGCGUGUGGGCGGCCGACCAGGCGCUGCAGCAGCGCGAGGCGGACCGCUACGACUCCGCUCGCGCCGGCGGCACGGGUGCGCUCCGGAACCGCGGCGGGCAGAGCUACGACAUCAUCACCCUGGACCCGCUGGCGGGCGGCAGGGGGCAGGCGCUAGCGGCAAAGGAGUCAGCCCAGUACGACAAGCGGCAGGAGCGGGCUGCCGUACUGUACUCCCGCGCACACAGCGUCACCCACAACAUCAUCACCGGGGAGCCCAUUCGCCUGCCGGUGCCGGUGAAGCAGCAGCCGCAGUGAUGAGCAGCAGACAGCAGUGGGCAGCAGCAGUGAGAAGACAGCAGCAGUGGAUAGCGGACA
Astrephomene gubernaculifera is the source of this 946-nucleotide messenger RNA. The record is from the annotation of a GenBank genome assembly. NCBI's taxonomy places the organism in Eukaryota, Viridiplantae, Chlorophyta, Chlorophyceae, Chlamydomonadales, Astrephomenaceae.